UUCAGAUAUUGUGGGCAUUCUGGCUGUAACUGCCCAUGAUUUCCCGAUGGAUCCCAACUCAGUUCUCCCAGGUUGCUUUGCUUUUCCACCCUGCUGGAGGGAGUUAGUUGACCUUCACAGCUGCCUUCAAGGACCCAGCAUUCCAGGAUCCUGUCUCAGCCCGAGGAGAGAACGCUUCCUCUUUGCUUUUCCUAGCCCACCUGGAGUAGUCUCCCCACCUCCAGCUCUCUCAGGUGUGGAAGCUGCUAAUGUCACCGUUUCCUGGAAGCCAGUGGUUUCUCAAGACUGUCUAGAAAGGCCUUCCACGUCAGCAGCAUGAAUGUGCCCAAAAAAAUGAGGCUGCUCCUGUUCCUGGUUUCCCAGAUGCUGAUCUUCGCUCUGGUCUUUCAUGUAUAUGACCACAACGUGCACUCCAAGUCCACGCAGGAGGAGCCCAAGCCCGUGCAUGUGCUGGUCCUGUCUUCUUGGCGCUCUGGCUCCUCUUUUAUAGGGGAGCUUUUUGGGCAGCACCCAGAUGUCUUCUACCUGAUGGAGCCCGCCUGGCACGUGUGGAUGACCUUCACACAGAGCACUGCCAGGAGCCUGCACAUGGCGGUGCGGGAUCUGCUUCGGGCUGUCUUUCUAUGCGACAUGAGUGUUUUUGAUGCCUACAUGAAACCUGGUCCGCGGAGUCAGUCCAGCCUCUUUCAAUGGGAAGACAGCCGGGCCCUGUGUUCUCCACCUGCCUGCAGCCUCUUCCCACGGGGGAAGAUCAUCCCCAAGGCUCAUUGCAAGCUCCUGUGUAGCCGACAGCCCUUUGAGGUGGUGGAGGAGGCCUGCCGCUCCUACAGUCACGUGGUGCUCAAGGAGGUACGCAUUUUCAACCUGCAGUCCCUCUACCCACUGCUGACAGACCCUUCCCUCAACCUGCACAUCGUGCACCUGGUCCGGGACCCUCGGGCUGUGUUCCGUUCCCGGGAACGCACCACGGGGGAGCUCAUGCUUGACAGUCGCAUUGUGAUGGGACAGCACUGGUACACUCUCAAGAAGGAGGACCAACCCUACUAUGUGAUGCAGAUCAUCUGCCAAAGCCAGCUGGACAUCUACAAGGCCAUCCAGUCUUUGCCCAAGGUCCUGCAGCAGCGCUACCUGCUCUUACGCUACGAGGACCUGGUCCGGGCCCCCCUGGCCCAGACUUCCCGAUUGUACGACUACGUGGGGUUGAAAUUCUUGCCCCAUCUCCAGACCUGGGUGUACAACAUCACCCGGGGGAAGGGCAUGGGUGAUCACGCCUUCCACACAAGUGCCAGGGAUGCCCUCAACGUCUCGCAGGCGUGGCGCUGGUCUUUGCCUUAUGAAAAGGUUUCUCGACUUCAGAACAUCUGUGGUGACACCAUGAAGUGGCUGGGCUACCGCUAUGUCAGAUCUGAACAAGAUCAGAGAAACUUAUCUCUGGACUUUUUGUCUACCUGGAACUUCCCUGAACAAGUUUUCCAAAACGGAGGAAACUCUGUCCCCACCUCAUACCAUUCUUAGCCAUGCUCACUGAACACCUUGGGGCCUUAACCAUGGACACAGGUGUGCAUGUGAGCAUCAGUUGUGCCCACACACACUCAAGCAGUGAAAUCUUUGUGUUUAUAUUUGUGUUUGGAAAAGAGACUCAGGAACUUCAUGUGAGUAGAAUCUUCUACUAAUGCACAGGGGAGUUGCCCUUCUCUUCUUGGUUUUCCUCAUGGCCAGGAGGCCUCUCAGACACCACACAGUAUCUGUGGAGAAAAUCCAUAGGCUUCCCCUGUCUACUUCUUGCCCAGUGGGAAAAGGGAGAGACAGUAAAAACCAGGGAAAUGGGUCUUUCACCAGAAAGCACAUUCCACAGAGAUGUGAACUCUGAGCCCUAUGAGUUCAGGAAUUUCUAGCCUAGUGGACAAGUAAAACCAGGAGUGUAGAAUUUGAGAGCCCCAGACAAAUAGAACUUAUUCGCAGUGGACUCGAGAAAGGAAUUGGGAACAGAGUUGGGUGCUUACUUGGGACCUUGACUAUGGCAGCUAUUGGUCAUCACAAACCUGAAACCAACUCUGCAUAACAGAGCAAAUUCUGAAGUUGUGAGUUGGCUGGGCCCGAUCUGGAUAUCAUUCCCCCCCAGUAUUCUCCUAGCAUACAGAAGUCUUUGACCUGUGAAGUUCUAUCUGUUACCGAACUCAAAUCGGGUGCCCUCGCCUGGGUGCCAUAAAACCGAACUAUAGGUACACGGUGUGAUGAAGGAAAGUACAGCUUAUUGCAAAGCAAGGAGAGCGGGCAGCUCAUGCGGAAAAGAUCCAGUCUCCCGGAGGUGUUCCUCACAUGCGUUUUUCAGGGCAAAAUUAGGGGCAGAGGUCCCAGGCGCAUGAUCAGUUCAGUGACUGGUUCCAGAGGCCGUGAUCACCUCAUGCAUAUUUUUGAUUGUCAAGGGCUUAGAUAAUCAAAUUUCUGUUCAGGUUUCUGAAGCCAUUCAGCCUGGGGUCUUUGAGCUCACAGCCAGCAGCCUCCAUCCUACAAAACAUCUUCCAUAUUGAACCAAAGACCUUAUAUUUCCUUUAAGUGAGAGUUUUCGAGGUCAAAUGGCCUUUAUUCAUGGCCAAUAUCCUUUCAUUAUCAUAACCAAAGUCUGAAGUCUUACUUUUCAAUCUGGGCUAUUACAAUGUAAAUACAUUUCUAUGCCAAGAACCUUAGAAAAUACACUUUACUUUUAGUUCAACCCUUA
Messenger RNA from Tupaia belangeri chinensis (Chinese tree shrew), 2719 nucleotides. RefSeq names its product carbohydrate sulfotransferase 4 (gene CHST4). The transcript is spliced from 2 exons. Gene Ontology annotation, cellular component: Golgi membrane. The record is from RefSeq and is a predicted model, not a curated record. Gene Ontology annotation, biological process: N-acetylglucosamine metabolic process; protein sulfation; carbohydrate metabolic process. Bases 316 to 1515 code for a protein of 399 amino acids. Gene Ontology annotation, molecular function: N-acetylglucosamine 6-O-sulfotransferase activity. Lineage: Eukaryota; Metazoa; Chordata; Mammalia; Scandentia; Tupaiidae.